Molecule: messenger RNA, 1122 nt
Organism: Knipowitschia caucasica
Lineage: Eukaryota; Metazoa; Chordata; Actinopteri; Gobiiformes; Gobiidae
Source: the annotation of a GenBank genome assembly
AUGGCUUCAAAUGAACCAAAGACAAAGAAACACAAACUUUCAGAAGAUGAAGAUGAGAAAGAUGUCUCACCUUCAAAAAAGAUUGCCCGCCAACUAAGCCCAAAUUCGUUAUUUGGUAUGGGAAACCCUUUACUGGAUAUCUGUGCUGUAGUGGACAAAGACUUUUUGGACAAAUAUGCCCUGAAGUCUAACGAUCAGAUUCUGGCUGAUGACAAGCACAAAGCACUCUUUGAGGAGUUGGUGAAGAAGUUCAAAGUUGAAUAUCAUGCUGGUGGAGCUACACAGAACUCUAUAAAGGUUGCCCAGUGGAUGAUCCAAGAACCUCAUAAAGUUGGUACUUUCUUUGGCUGCAUUGGUGAAGACAAGUUUGGUGAGAUCCUGAAGCAGAAAGCCGAGGAGGCCCACAUCGAUGCUUAUUACUACGAGCAGAGUGAGGAGCCAACGGGCACAUGUGCGGCCUGCAUCACUGGAGACAACAGGUCUCUGGUGGCAAACCUUGCUGCUGCCAAUUGUUACAAAAAGGAAAAACAUCUGGACUUGGAGGAGAACUGGAGGCUAGUGGAAAAGGCCAAAGUGUACUACAUUGCUGGUUUCUUUCUCACUGUGUCUGUGGAGUCUAUCCUGAAAGUGGCAAAACAUGCCUCUGAAAACAAUAAAAUGUUUUGUCUGAACCUGUCUGCGCCCUUCAUCAGCCAGUUCUUCAAAGAUAACCUCAUGCAAGUUAUGCCAUAUGUGGACGUCCUCUUCGGCAACGAGACGGAAGCGGCAGCAUUUUCAAAAGAGCUGGAAUUUGAGACCAAUGACCUAAAAGAGAUUGCUAAAAAAGCCCAAGCUCUGACAAAAGUCAACAAGGAAAGACAGAGGAUUGUUGUUUUUACUCAAGGAAAGGACGAGACCAUCAUGGCCUUAAGUGAUAAAAUUGAGACAUAUCCUGUGAUAAAAAUUGACCCUAAAGACCUUGUGGAUACAAAUGGCGCCGGAGAUGCUUUUGUGGGAGGUUUCUUAUCGGAGCUGGUUCAGAUGAAGCCACUGGAUCAAUGCGUGAAAGCAGGUCACUACGCUGCCAAUGUCAUCAUUCAACGUGCUGGGUGCACCUUUCCAGAAAAACCCAACUUCAGCUGA